Messenger RNA from Hymenoscyphus albidus, 332 nucleotides. NCBI's taxonomy places the organism in Eukaryota, Fungi, Ascomycota, Leotiomycetes, Helotiales, Helotiaceae. The record is from the annotation of a GenBank genome assembly.
AUGUCGAUGUCUAUUGCAUGUCGCAUUGGCAAGAAAUAUACUACCUUCAGACCACUCCUGUUUGACGAGUCUAUGAGUCGGUAUCCGGAGCGUGAUAAAAUGCAAAGCGCAGCCUUCUUUGAUGGAAGUUAACGAUAUGGAGCCAAAUCUCAAAUUUUCAUUCAAGUUGCUGUUUACCAGCUUCAUUUGCACCUCAAUGGUGUUAUCUGAUUGCUGGCCGAGAUCGAAUUGGCGGAUCUGGUGCUGUCGAGGAUGUGAGUCGCGAGAUUCUCCAUCGCGCCUUCCUCCAAACAGGCGAGACAGGUAAGAUAAGCGACAACACCACGACGUGA